AUGAACAAUUAUGUCCAAAACACCGCUGUUGACAGUUUCCUUGUCAGUUCUCUCACUCCUGAAAAUUUAAUCUCAAAAUUUGCCCGGGAGGGAGGGAGAGUAGUAGUGAGGUAGAGCGAACGAUGGAUCGAGUGCCGGCCGGGAACGAGCUUGGUUUCCGGGUUGCCUUCACUGGCUACAGCGGCCAUGUUAGGAUUGAACCCGAGUCUCCUGUCGAAGUCGAACGCCCCAGCAAUCGUCUCGACGGUCUCCCCGAUUUAAUCCUUCCGCCGGCGUUCCCUGAAGAAACGCCUGAAACGAUAAGGGGGUACAUAAAGGAGAAAUUUCUACUUCCAAGAUUGGAUGAAGAUCUUUUUACUCCACAAAAUGCAGGCAAGCAAUGGGAUUUUGACUGGUUUGACAGAGCCAAAGUUGAGCUGGAGCCGUCGAAGCCCCGGUCUGUGGUUAUACCAUCUUGGGAAAUGCCUUUCCGACGCAAGAAGGGUAAAGGGGGAAGGUGGGAACCAGAGUCAGUGGAGGUGGAUGUAUCGCAGCUGACAAUAGAAGGUGAGGAUUUGAGUGCUAUGCCGCGCAUUGUUGAACCUUCCAAGGAUUUUGUGCGAGGAAGUGUCAAUAAUCGUCCUUUUCGCCCUGGUGGAUUGGAUGAAAAUGGUUCUUUGGGAAAGACACUACCUGAUGGUGCUUGUAAUGGUGAAUGGGCACUUGAGGUUUUGCGUGGGAGUCAGCCACAAGUUCUUCCCCCUGGUUUUAAAAGUGGAUUGGAUCUAGGUCAGCUUGAGGCACAUCCAUAUAGAUGGGAUAUUGGUGAGGAAACAAGCAUCAAAAAAGAGACAGAACAUGUGAAAAUGAGCGAAUUGUCAGUGCAGUUUGAUGAUUUGUUCAAGAAAGCUUGGGAAGAUGAUGUUCUGAAAUUUGUUGAUGAUGGGGCAGACACAGAGAGUAAGCCUGCCGAGGAAUCUGGUCAAAUAAUAAUUGAGGAAGAGCUGCAUGCAGUUGAUGAUGUUUCCAUAAAAGAGUCUACCAUGCUUGAUGAAAUUCUGUCUGUCAAAGCAGAGUCAACACCAAAUGAUGGAGAUAAAAGUAGUGGUGGACAGCAGCCAAAAGAGGGUUGGGCUCUUAGGCAUGGAACUGAAGAGAUUGCAGAACGGUUUAAUGAACUUGUUCCAGAUAUGGCACUAAGUUUUCCUUUUGAACUAGAUCCUUUCCAAAAGGAGGCCAUAUUUUAUCUUGAAAGAGGGGAUUCGGUCUUUGUGGCAGCUCAUACAUCUGCUGGAAAGACAGUCGUUGCGGAGUAUGCGUUUGCUCUUGCUUCUAAACACUGCACGAGAGCUGUAUAUACUGCUCCUAUUAAGACAAUCAGCAAUCAAAAGUACAGAGAUUUCUGUGGAAAAUUUGAUGUUGGCCUCCUCACAGGUGAUAUUAGCUUGAGGCCUGAGGCUUCUUGUCUUAUCAUGACCACUGAGAUAUUAAGAUCCAUGCUUUAUAGAGGCGCUGAUAUCAUACGUGACAUAGAAUGGGUUAUAUUUGAUGAAGUGCACUAUGUUAAUGACGUCGAAAGAGGUGUGGUUUGGGAAGAAGUAAUUAUCAUGCUUCCCAGGCACAUCAACUUUGUGCUUCUUUCGGCCACGGUUCCUAACACAAUUGAAUUCGCUGACUGGAUUGGCAGGACAAAGCAAAAACAAAUUCGUGUUACUGGGACCACCAAAAGGCCAGUACCCCUGGAGCACGUCCUUUUCUAUUCUGGAGAGCUUUACAAAAUAUGUGAAAAUGAAAAGAUUAUACCCCAGGGAAUAAAGGCUGCCAAAGAUGUGUACAAGAAGAAAAACUCAGCUACAGCAACUGGCCCAGGAUCUCAUAUGGGGUCAUCUGCAGCCACUGAGAGGUCCAGGAAUCAGAGACAUGAAAAUACUUCUCAAGCAAAGCAGAAAAAACAUUCUGGAUCCAUGAAUGUUGGUAACUUUAGGGCACAGAACAGUGGUAAUAACAAUUGGGGUUCAAGGAGAGCAGAAGCCAACAUAUGGUUGACGCUUAUCAAUAAGCUUUCUAAGAAUUCUCUUUUACCUGUGGUUAUAUUCUGCUUUUCAAAGAAUCGCUGUGAUAAAUCAGCUGACAACUUGACAGGAACUGAUCUAACGACUUCCUCUGAGAAAAGUGAAAUUCGAGUUUUUUGUGAUAAAGCAUUUUCAAGGCUUAAAGGUUCAGACAGGAACCUACCGCAGAUUGUUAGAGUUCAAAGCCUUCUUCGAAGAGGAAUUGGUGUACACCAUGCUGGAUUGCUUCCCAUUGUCAAGGAAAUUGUUGAAAUGCUAUUCUGUCGUGGCGUCGUCAAGAUUUUGUUUUCAACUGAGACAUUUGCAAUGGGAGUUAAUGCCCCAGCGAGAACCGUCGUGUUUGAUUCUUUGAGGAAAUUUGAUGGCAAGGAAUUUCGACAAUUGCUUCCCGGAGAAUACACACAGAUGGCUGGACGUGCAGGCAGGAGAGGACUUGAUAAAAUUGGUACAGUCGCUAUAAUGUGUAGGGAUGAGCUUCCUGAAGAGAAUGAUUUGAAGAAUGUUAUAGUUGGUAGUGCAACUAGGCUAGAAUCUCAGUUUCGGCUCACUUAUAUCAUGAUCUUGCAUCUGCUUCGUGUUGAAGAAUUAAAGGUUGAGGACAUGCUUAAAAGAAGUUUUGCAGAAUUUCAUGCCCAGAAGAAACUUCCAGAGAAACAACAACUUCUAAUGCGGAAACUUGCUCAACCUACGAAAGUUGUUGAGUGCAUAAAAGGUGAGCCAGCAAUAGAGGAUUAUUUUGAGAUGUAUGCUGAGGCUGAAACUUAUGGUCGCAUGGUCACUGAAGCAAUUAUGCUGUCUCCCGCUUCAAAACAAUUUCUGACCAUCGGAAGGGUGGUAGUAGUCAAAUCACCUUCGGAUCAAGAUCAUUUACUGGGUGUUAUAGUGAAACCGCCGUCAGACAAUUAUAAGUACUUAGUAUUAAUGCUGACACCAGAAUCACCUGAAAUCUCGCCAUCAAAAAGUGUAGAUAAAAACACUAAUGAUUUCCAUGUGUUAGUACCAAAGUCAAAACGUGGCCUGGAUGAUGAGUAUUACUCUUCAUCCACAUCACGGAAAGGAUCUGGUGUCGUCAAUAUAACAUUACCUCAUUAUGGUUCUGCCUCUGGGGCGAGUUAUGUGGUAAGAGAAGUUGAGAAUAAAGAGUUCAUAUCAAUUUGCAAUUGCAAAAUAAAGGUAGACCAAGUUCGGCUCCUUGAAGAUGUGAGCGCUGGUGCCUAUUCAUUCACGGUACAGAAAUUGUUGGCACUCAAAUCUGAUGGGAACAGGUAUCCACCUGCUUUGGAUCCUAUGAAAGAUUUGAAGUUGAGGGAUGUUGAGGUUGUUGAAGCUUAUUACAAAUGGACUAACUUAAUGCACAAGAUGGCACAGAACAAGUGCCAUGGUUGUACCAAGCUGACAGAGAAUCUUAAGUUGGCCAGGGAGUUGAACAAACACAAAGAGGAAGUAAAUGCUCUUAAAUUUCAAAUGUCAGACGAAGCACUUCAGCAGAUGCCCGACUUUCAGGGCCGUAUUGAUGUAUUGAAGGAAAUCGGAUGCAUAGAUGCUGAUCUGGUAGUGCAAAUCAAAGGCCGCGUUGCGUGUGAGAUGAAUUCAGGGGAAGAGUUGAUUUGCACGGAGUGCUUAUUCGAGAAUCAGCUGAGCGAUUUGGAGCCGGAAGAAGCUGUAGCAAUAAUGUCUGCAUUCGUUUUUCAGCAGAAGAACACUUCCGAACCCUCUCUUACGCCAAAGCUCGCUGAAGCUAAACAGAGAUUGUACGAUACAGCAAUAAGACUAGGAGAGCUUCAGGCGAAAUUCAAGUUGGCUGUUGAUCCUCAGGAGUAUGCCCACGAAAAUCUCAAGUUUGGCCUCGUCCGAGUUGUGUACGAAUGGGCAAAGGGAACCCCCUUUGCUGACAUUUGUGAGCUGACCGAUGUUCCGGAAGGCAUGAUCGUUAGGACAAUCGUGAGGCUGGAUGAAACAUGCCGUGAGUUUAGAAAUGCCGCGGCUAUUAUGGGAAACUCGGCACUUCAUAAGAAAAUGGAGAUCGCUUCGAAUGCAAUAAAGAGGGAUAUUGUCUUCGCGGCUAGCUUGUACAUUACAGGGGUUUAGAGAGCUAACAUUGUCUGUGUACCCAUCCUCUUCUAUCUAUGUUUGUAUCCGACAACUCAGCCUAGCCUAGCCUUCCCUUCCCUUCAUCAGUACAGAAAUUUUGAAGGAAAGAUACACAACCAACAGCCACAGGUAACACAUUUCAUUUUAUUGUAUUUUUUAGGAUUAUUUUUCACAUACAAUUGGAUCUAUGUACGAUUUUUAGGAUUUCUAUUUAUACAAUAAUUUUAGCAGACAGAGGUAACUAUUAUAUUGUUCAUUUUAUCUUUACUCCAAAUUCAUGUCCAAGAAAUGGGAUUUCAUUCUGAA
Molecule: messenger RNA, 4448 nt
Organism: Andrographis paniculata
Lineage: Eukaryota; Viridiplantae; Streptophyta; Magnoliopsida; Lamiales; Acanthaceae
Product: DExH-box ATP-dependent RNA helicase DExH11
Exons: 23
Coding region: 123-4139 (1338 amino acids)
Biological process (GO): nuclear-transcribed mRNA catabolic process, 3'-5' exonucleolytic nonsense-mediated decay
Cellular component (GO): Ski complex
Molecular function (GO): RNA binding; RNA helicase activity; ATP binding
Source: RefSeq, a predicted model, not a curated record